CACCCUGACCAUACUAAACAAAUACAAAAACAACGGAAAACAGGUCAGGAACGUGACAACUUGCUUUCUCAUUAUGCAGGGAAAAUGGGAUAACACAGCUCAAACGGAGUAGGGCUGCUUGAAUUGGGUUUGAAUAGCAUUUUAGAAAUAUAUAUUAUUUACUGUACAUUAUUUACUGUACAUGACAUUUAUUAAACUUUACAAUGGCACAUUUAAGGACACCAACAGAUACUUACAUAAAUGCGAAGAAAAGAAAUGAUGGAAGCUUAAAGUCAUCAGGUACAGCUUUCAUUGGACAGCUUGUGAAGACUUGGAAUGAACACCAGGAUAAACAUCACAUAAUAAACAUGUACAUGAAUGAGGUACAUAUCCCCUAAUUAAAAUGCAUUAAUCAUCACCUAAAAUACUUUCCCACACAUUGUGUAUAUUUUUAGGUUACUAAACAUUUCAUCAUGUURCAAAUGAAUUAUUUCUAGAACAAAAAGUUAUUAUUAAUUGUUCAAUGUAAUUAAUUAUUCAUGUUUGUUAAAAGUUGCUUCACAGCAUCUUUUUCUUAGGUCACAUUCAUAAGGCCCGUCUUCCUCCAACUGCCUUCUUUGAGUCUCCAGAGGGUAGGCUUGUGAUGGACGAUUUAAAAAGAAGAUUUCCACAGGCAUUCCACUAUUACGAGUAUCUACCCCACCAGACUCCAUUUUCCAUUCUUCUGGAUUUGGCUGUCAGGAUUUGUGGUGAUCAGGAAGAAAAUCAAAUAAAAAGCUUUCUUCUACAUUUCCUGAAUGCAUUGAAAUUGCCCCCCAAAAUAAAAGGCGAGAGAAACUACACAAACUACUACACUCUGGAGGCUACUGUCAUUGCUGUGUGCUACAACGAAACCCCUGGAGCCCUCAGACCAGAGAAGUACUAUGGAGCAUCCCUGUCCUGYAGAGGGGAGASAGAAARGARCAUURUGAUCAAUBRGUCAUGUCUAAAWGUGUGGCAUGACUAUGUGUCUUAUGCAGUGUUGUCAUUCAGACAUGAUGAACAGGGAAACGGUAUCAGAUUCCCUGUCUCUGUAAAAUGCAGAGCAUUCUACAGGAAUCACCAGACCAAUCGUUAUGAAGACCGAAGGCCGUGCAAAAACUGUGGGGAUCUUUUCUCUCUCUCAAACCCUGAGACRGACAGAAAUGACUUUCCCUACGGAAACUGUGCCGAAACGGAGUGCCUGAGUAAACUUAUUUUCAAUGAUCAGGAUGUCUGCAGCAAUAUGAGUUUUGGACACUACACAGAGGAAAACCUGAAAGGUCUUAGAGAAAAGGCAAAAUAGCUUUGAAACAGUCUUAAGGUAUAGGUCUACUUAGCACCUCUGAACAGUGUGCAUUUGAUUUGCAAAACAACUGCAAACUGUGACUGUGUAAACUUCUAUUAUGUGAUCAGCAGCAGGAUGUCUGCAGCAAUCUGAGUUUUGGACACUACACAAGAGAAAAUGUCUUAGAAAUAUGGUAGAAAACGCUUUUGAACAUUUAGGUUUUGUUUCACACAGGUUUUAUACAUGGUGUUUUUACUGUGUUUGACUUGGAAGUUUCCUCUGAAACUACAAUAACAAUGGUGUUCUUUAAUCACUCAACUGGGAUUAAGGCAACUGUGCCAUAGUCAUAAUGCGUAAGUAAAUGCUUUCUGUCAUUGAGAGUUGUGAAUUACAGCUCGGACAAACAAUACACUUAUUACCACUAAUAACAGACAUAGAAAGCAGCAACCUUGGGAAUACAUUUUGAAGUUGUUUUACUUUUUGGUUUGGUAUUUGUGUUUGGUUGUUUACUUUUUAUUUAUUUAUAUUGGGGGAUGUUUAAUUGUAUAAAGCUAUCAACUUUGUCCCUUAUCAAAUAGUCUGCCAUGUGCUUUGUGUCACAGUGGAAAAUGAAUGAAAUGAAAAUGAACACAUUUCUGAUGUGACAGGAAACUGCAGAAAGGGUGUGACACUGAACUUGUUUGAAUGUAGACCAUUCAGUGAAACCACAGCUAAUACAGAGGACUAAAACAACAGACAGCAUGAUGAUUACAUACAAUKAUGUUACUUUAUGACACAAACUUAUCUUGUAAAUAUUUUGAAUCCAUCAAUAAAUGAGAAUUGUUAAAAGUA
Molecule: messenger RNA, 2116 nt
Organism: Salvelinus sp. IW2-2015
Lineage: Eukaryota; Metazoa; Chordata; Actinopteri; Salmoniformes; Salmonidae
Source: RefSeq, a predicted model, not a curated record